Messenger RNA from Strigops habroptila (Kakapo), 2306 nucleotides. RefSeq names its product SDE2 telomere maintenance homolog (gene SDE2). The record is from RefSeq and is a predicted model, not a curated record. Lineage: Eukaryota; Metazoa; Chordata; Aves; Psittaciformes; Psittacidae. Gene Ontology annotation, cellular component: nucleus.
AUGGCGGCGCUAGUGCGGGAUCCUUUGGCUCCGCGGGCGCGGCCCGGCCGCUGCCCCCCCCCCGGCGGAGACUGCUCGGUGCGCGGCCUCCGCCGGCACCGCGCUCGGGCGCUGAACAUUCCUGAAGAAAGCUUGUAUGUGAAGUGUAACGGACGACUGGCUAGUGAUGACGAUGUGUUGCAAAACGGAGCCGUUUAUAGUCUGGAACCAAGGCUUUGUGGUGGCAAAGGAGGGUUCGGGUCUAUGCUGCGAGCACUUGGUGCUCAGAUUGAGAAGACAACAAACAGGGAGGCUUGCCGAGAUCUCAGUGGGAGGAGACUUCGAGAUGUCAACCAUGAGAAAGCGAUGGCUGAAUGGGUGAAGCAGCAGGCAGAACGGGAAGCAGAGAAGGAGCAGAGGCGCUUGGAAAGGCUGCAGCGGAAACUUGCGGAGCCAAAGCACUUUUUCACCAACCCAGACUACCAGCAGCAGUGUCAUGAAAUGGCUGAGAGACUGGAAGACUCAGUCCUUAAAGGAUUGCAGGCCUCUUCAAGCAAAAUGGUGUCACCAGAGAGCAGCAGUAGCCGGAAACGUCCAGGUGAACCUGGAAAGAAUGGAACCAAACCUCGAAAAAGAAAAUGUUUUUGGCUGGGGUUGGAAGGACUGGAUGAUUGUGACAGUUCGGAUUCUGAGGAUGACAGUGAAGAUGAUUCCCCUCAUGCAUCUGAUGGAGGUUGUCCAUCAGGCAGCAGAUGUAAUGAAAAUGCUGGAAAUUCAAAUGCAUGUUCAAGCACCUCUAUGGAGCCGGUAGAGGAUAGUCCGGCUACCAGUGCAACUGAGAAACCACUGGAGCAGCCGGAAUGUAGUGGAAGAGAUGUCCAAGGAGAGACAAGCACAAGUGGGCAACCUGAAAUUCCAGCUGAAGAAAACAGUAAAAUGACAAAGCCCCUGAAGGAAGAAGUCCAAGAAAAGAAUGAAGUAGCCCAAGCUCCAAAAGAACAACAAGAUAAUGUUUCUCCUAAGGCACAAGAAACAAACCAGUUACAGAGCACAGAGGUGGAACCGAUAGACCUGAUGGUGUUCAACUCUGCUGCUGAAAUGGAAGCCCUGGGUUUAGACAAACUGAAGAUGGAAUUGAUGUCUUUGGGACUGAAAUGUGGAGGCACUUUAAAGGAAAGAGCAGCAAGGCUGUUUUCAGUGCGAGGGCUGUCUAGAGACCAGAUCGAUCCUGCCUUAUUUGCAAAGCCCUCCAAAGGGAAAAAAAAGUGAUUUUUCAACUUUGUAUCCAUGUGCUUUUACAUUUUUCUUAUUCUGUUGUUAUUCUGUACGGCCACAUGUAAUUCUUUGGCAUCCCUGGAUAGGUUUUGUUUCUAUUCUUAAUGAAGUUUGAGUAACGUAACACAGAGUGAGUUGCUAGAUAGCGAGUUAGUUAUGCAUUCAAUAUGUUCAAUACUAAAGGAGUGAAACUUCUGUCUUUUGAUCAGCUUUACAGAUGGUUAUAACAAGUCUUAAUGCAACAGGUAAAACAGACUCUCUGUAUAUGGACAGAAAUAGCCUGAAUGUUUUCUGGAAAAUGGCUGUAUGGCACAGUCAUCACCUAUUUUAAGAAAAAUAGCAAUCCUUUGUGAGCUUUAUAUUGAAUCACCUUUAAUGUGAAUUCCAGUUAGCACAGAGACAACUGUCAAAUGAGAAGCACUGAACUUAGGAUCUAGGCUUAGAAGCUGAAGUUUCCUUGAAUAAAACAAACACUUUUAUAUGGAUGAGGUCAGUAUAAAUAACUGUGCUUGUCUGUGGGAUGUCAGGUAUGAUGUAAAUCAUUAAUGUGUGUAAAUAUUUCUUUUAGAAGAAGUUAAAUAAGGGUAUUUACUUAUUUUGCUCUGGAAAAAUAUCUGAGUGAGGGAAAAGAGAAUCACAUCCUUAAGAAAUUAGAAAGAAUACACUGGCUGGCUGCUGAAGGUGAGUAGCAUACAGAGUGAUCAUCUGAACCUGAAUGGGAAAUUUAGGAUGUGGUUUUUAAUUCUUUUCCUAUGUGGAAACCAAUGGAAGGACUUAAAGCGUCACCACUGCAGUCAUUUAUCCUACCUGGAGCAGUAUCUGACACCCCCCCCCAGUGCUGGGAGCCUCCAGUGCAGUGGUGAGGGCCCCUCAUGGGUGCAACUGCCACAGCUCUGGUUUGAGAAGCUUUGAAAAGUGUUUAGUUCAGUGCUUCAGAUCUCACAUUUACCACCAUAUGCCGGAGAGUGUUGUGUUUAUGAUCUGCUAUCAGAUUGUCUUGUAGAGAUGCUUGCAAAAUUAAAUCUUCUCUCUCCUGUUCUGAUGUCACACCA